Molecule: messenger RNA, 1356 nt
Organism: Aspergillus nidulans FGSC A4
Lineage: Eukaryota; Fungi; Ascomycota; Eurotiomycetes; Eurotiales; Aspergillaceae
Product: putative transporter
Exons: 6
Coding region: 1-1356 (451 amino acids)
Cellular component (GO): membrane
Source: RefSeq, a predicted model, not a curated record
AUGUUUGAGGACGAUUCCGAGGCUCCUGGGUGCCAGCGUUCAGAGGCAUAUAGAACAUCAUCCACAGCCUCGCCACUGGAUUCUGGAGCAUUCCCUGACCAUCAGCCUAAUGAAAGUGAAUAUCUUAACGGGCGAUCAAGACAAGCGGGUGGCGUCAAUAGUAUCGAUAACUUCGCCCGGUCAUGGCAGAGAGCUGCAUGUUUCCCUGAGGUGUUUCCCCGACGCCCUUCCUUCGCAACAGUCGAUUCAGACGAGGAAUGGCAAUCUUCAAGCGGUAAUUUCAUAAGAUCACUAGGGUCGUCACAUGUUGACCUUGACCCGGCUCUCACUCGGCCCCUUUUAAGCGACUAUGGAGUUAGCUCUGGCCAAAGAGAUGGCAUCUCCAGCUCCUGUCACUUGGAGCCAGCCCUCGGCACUUCCUAUGGCUCAGUAUCGUCGCGCGUUAGCGAGUCUGCUAGGAAGCACGUUAUAGAGUUCCACAGGCAGCAACAAGCCUACAGUGAGCCUGCUGUCGGCCACGAGGGAGAGCCUCUACUUGUCAAGCAGGUACAGCACGAAGACGGAACGCGAGAGAGCAUUGUUGUCGGCCAGUCCACUGUACCGCAGACGGUAUUCAAUUCGGUGAACGUGCUGAUUGGCGUCGGCCUCCUAAGUUUGCCGCUAGCCAUGAAACACGCCGGAUGGCUAUUUGGUUUGACGUUCCUUCUCUUUGCAGCAAUUGCCACUUCUUAUACCGCUAAAAUCCUGGCAAAAUGUCUCGACGUUGACCGAGGGUUGGUGACAUAUGCUGAUCUGGCCUACAUAAGCUUUGGGCACCGUGCUCGCCUGGUCUCUUCAUGUACUUUUUCCGGCAUUGAGCAUUACCCAAUGGCAGAUUAUAUUAUGUCGAUUCCUUUUCUCCUGAAAGGUGCGAACACCCAACUAAUUGCUUUAGUUGUGGCUAUAACAUGCAUUGAUGGUUUCAUCAAGCCUCAUGCGCCUGGUUCACUUCGUGAACCAGCCCAAACCCAUCUCCUACCCGAGAAUUGGGGUACAGUGCCCUUGAGUUUCGGGCUUAUCAUGUCGCCUUGGGGCGGGCACGGUGUAUUUCCCAACAUAUACCGAGAUAUGAGGCACCCGCAUAAAUAUGGGCGAAGCCUCUGGAGCACCUUCAUCGACAUUAUGCUGACGAGCAUCUUAUGGCAGUAUUCCCUGGAUUGUGCGAUGGCCGUUCUGGGUUGGAUGAUGUUCGGGGACACGAUUCGGGAUGAAGUUACAGCAAACGUGUUGACGAUGAACGAAUAUCCACAGUUAUUAUCUAUUUGCAUUAUAAUAUCUGUUGCUGUAAUUCCCAUUACCAAAGUACCUCUCAAGUGA